UUCACUAUUUACAAUUUACAUAAAAAGAAAAUAUACUAAGUUUAAGGCCAAAACAAUAGCAUCAUGAUCAAACCAUUGGAAGCCUGUGUCAUAAUUGCAAUGCUUUUGCAUUUAUUCAUAUGUCCCUAUACUAAAGUUGAAGAAAGUUUUAACAUGCAAGCGAUUCAUGACGUGAUCAACUAUGGUUUUGAAAUAGAAAAGUAUGACCACUUGGAGUUUCCAGGUGUUGUCCCUCGUAGUUUCCUGGGUCCCUUGGUUGUUGCAGCUCUCUCUUCACCAUUUGUACUCCUAACUAACGUCACAGGAGCAAGUAAAGUUGCCCAACAAUAUAUAGCAAGAGGCACUAUUGGCUUGGCCACAGCUUUGUCAUUUAUUGUGUUCUGCCGAGCAAUUGAUUCAGUUUUUGGAAGAAGCAUAAAAAAUUGGCUGAUCCUCAUCACAAUGACUCAGUUUCACUUCAUGUUUUAUAUAUCCAGGCCAUUGCCAAAUGUGUUUGCUUUAAUCUUUGCUCUGUUGGCCCUGGCUAGCUGGGUGCACCAAAAACAUAAAACUUUUAUCUGGCUGUCGGGGGCUUCUAUUAUAAUUUUCCGCUUUGACCUGGUGAUGUUCCUGGGACUGAUCCUGUUGAAUGAGCUGUUGGUUGGUCGCAUUGGAGUGAUCAAAUGUAUUGUCAACGCUGUUUUUGCUGGUGUUUGUUUACUGGGUCUUACAGUAACAGUGGAUUCCUAUUUUUGGCAGAGAUGGUUAUGGCCUGAAGGGGAAGUAAUGUGGUUCAAUGUUAUCCUCAACAAAAGUUCAGAAUGGGGUACUUCGCCCUUCUUAUGGUAUUUCUACUCAGUCCUCCCUCGAGCCCUCUCGGCAACACUUCUCCUAGUUCCUGUAGGCAUUUACCUGAUGCGCCACGUCACAAUACUCCUGUGGCCAGCGUUUGGUUACAUUUUGCUCUUCUCCUUCCUGCCACACAAGGAACUUCGCUUCAUCAUCUACACAUUCCCAAUCUUCAACACAGUGGCUGCAUGCGCCAUAUCCACCAUCUGGCAUAAUAAAAACAAAACAAUCACAAGGAAGCUGGUUGCCAUGGGAGCAAUGGGUCUUCUGGUAGGAAACAUGGUAAUGACCUCUGGCUUCUUGUACAUCUCACACCACAACUACCCUGGGGGGCAGGCGAUGAAAAUUUUACAUGAACUAGAAAAAGAUACCACAGAUGUACAUGUACACAUAGAUGUGUACACAGCACAGACUGGGGUCACAAGAUUUACCCAGCUUAGACCAGACUGGAUCUACAAUAAAACAGAAGACCUGCCCGCUGGUGGUGGCGACAUGAUGAAGUACACCCACCUUUUCAUUGGCACGCCAGACAACAACAAAAAACCACUGGCCCCAUACUCAGAAACACACACUGUGAUUGCCCAGGUCCAAGCUUACGACAGACUAUUUUUGGACAAGUCGUCGUUUCCCCCGUCAUUCCGUAUUUUACUGACUGAGAAGAUCUACAUCUUGAAAAGGAAUGCCCCAGCUGCUUAAGACUUGGUUCAACUGUUUAAUAUAGGGCUGUGGAGUUGGAUGAUCUGACCUUGGACCAAAUGUUGGGUUAAUAAAUGUAACUAAGAUGGACUUGUAGAAUUGAAGAUUAGUAUUCUAACACUGCAGUUAUCUUAGCAAAUUUAAAAACAUAAGCUAAUGAAAAUAGUUAUUUGUCUAUGUUUUCACACUUUAGUGUUAUAUAUGAUUGAAUUUUUAAAUGUUUGGGAAAAACCUAGAUCUCUUCUAAGCAAGUUUGUAAUAUUUCUUCUUCUAGACAUCAACAAAAGCUUUGUUCUACUAGAUUAAAUAGCCUGGUUCAAGUUUUAUAAUUAAAGCUGGUUUACUUGGUUAAUUAAUGAAUUGAUUACAGAAAUCUCCUUAUCAGUCUAAGAGCUUCCAACUCCACAGCAUUGGUUGUUUGUUACUAGAUGUAACAUUCUACAGUUGGUUUGUUACGAAGCAUAACAUAUUAUAUCUACAGUUGGUUUGUUACUAACCGUAACAUUCUAAAUCUACAGUAUUCAUAUCAAAAUUAGGGUAAACAUUGUUCUUCCAUUUUCUCAGUGCUCAGCUCAGCCUAGGUAUUAUACUGCCACGUAGAUUUUAUCUUAUAUUCAUUACUUCAUCUAACUUGUUACUUCCCCUUUCUCUCCUGGGUACAACCCCUUGACUAGAUUUGUUACUGCUAAAGUUUGGAUACUCAGUUAAAUUUUUAUACUGCUACUGCCACACUAUACUGCUGUCUACAGCAUUGCUUUCUAUUCAUACAAUUUUUGUGUCAUUAAAUAGAUUAAGUGUUGUUGAGCUUUUUAUUACAAUCUAGAAGUAACUUUCAUUUUAAACUUUUAAAAACUCUAACUGGACUUUAUUGUUGAGCAUGUAGUUCAUGUCAUUGUUUUUUUUCUUUCAAGAAUUUAAAGAAUGUUACAGUGAUUUAUGUUUUAGUUAGAAAAUUGUCCUGGCUAAAUACCAUUUUAAUACCAUCAAUUGAUCUUCACACAUUAGGCCUAUAUCAAUUUUCACUAUAAUUAUACCAGCAACUAAAAUGUGUACAUAACGCAUUACAUUGACAUCAUUAGUUUUCAGUACAUCAUCACAUGACCACAGCUACAGAUGAUUCAAUUGUUUUUAAAAGGACAGACAAAAUAUUUAUGACUCAGAGCUUCAUUAAGAUAAUUAAUUAGGUUAUUAAAAACUAGGGGACUGUCUUAAUUAAAAGAUGAGCUACAACAUCAUCAACUGUCCUCCUUAAACAAAAUUUUUGUAUCUUAACACAACACUUGUAUCUUAACACAACACUUGUAUCUUAACACAACACUGGUAUCUUAACACAACACUUGUAUCUUAACACAACACUUGUAUCUUAACACAACACUUGUAUCUUAACACAACCGGCCUAUCUAAACACAUACACAUACUCAUACAAUAUUUCAAUCUAACUAAACACAACUGGCCUACCAAACACACACACAACACUUCCAUCUUAACAUCUUGAUCCCAUCUGACUGCAAAUGAACGCAUCAAUUUCACUAGUGAUGACCCAUUCACCAAAAUCCACACACAAGCCCAUGUAAGAGUUUUAUUUACCCAUGACACUUGAACCCAACAUUGCCAAUAUGUUUACCAUCCCAUUCCAACCAGUUCUAACUGUUGAGCCUAGUGUUUUUUGUCUAUCUUAAACACUUUUUAUUUCCUUGUUGACAAAAUUCUUCCUUUACUUAUACAGUUGUUGUAUUCUUCCAUGUAACUUACCUCUGUGGGCCGUAGUGAACUCAGGCAAGAUCUAGUCUUUUUUUAUGCGUACUUCAAAUAUUCAACCAUAUCUUGCAAAUCUAGAAUUUUUAGAAGUAUAAUUCUGAUAUUCAAUUAUAUUUUGAAAAUUUAGGGUUUAAAUAUUUUAAAAAUAUUUUAACUAUAUCUGGUUAGAUAAUUGUAUUUUGCUUUUUCAAAGCUUCAUUACUGUGGAUUCUAAUUGUUGAUAGAUCAAUGUGCAUUUGAAUGUCAUUUGUAUUGUAAAAUUUUUAUUUAUUAAAUGCAGGUUGUGUACAA
Molecule: messenger RNA, 3573 nt
Organism: Physella acuta
Lineage: Eukaryota; Metazoa; Mollusca; Gastropoda; Physidae
Product: dol-P-Man:Man(7)GlcNAc(2)-PP-Dol alpha-1,6-mannosyltransferase
Biological process (GO): protein N-linked glycosylation
Cellular component (GO): endoplasmic reticulum membrane
Molecular function (GO): alpha-1,6-mannosyltransferase activity
Source: RefSeq, a predicted model, not a curated record